Messenger RNA from Zingiber officinale, 719 nucleotides. Its product is annotated as auxin-responsive protein SAUR72-like. The record is from RefSeq and is a predicted model, not a curated record. The coding region runs from base 267 to 566 and encodes 99 amino acids. Gene Ontology annotation, biological process: response to auxin. Lineage: Eukaryota; Viridiplantae; Streptophyta; Magnoliopsida; Zingiberales; Zingiberaceae. The transcript has a single exon.
AUGCAAAACCUAGUUAGGCCUGCCCCCCUUGCUGCUCCAAGCAGCACAAGCAUGUCCACAAGGCAACUAAAUUAAGCCUCCACUUCGUCCACUCCGAAUUUUUCUCCACCAAAAAGAAAAGGGCAGCAGUGCAAUGCCCCUUUGGUCUUUGCUCCUCGAGGGAGACAAGGCCAACGCAUGCAUAUCUCUCAUGACUUGGACUGCACCACUAAGCCCUAUAUAUGUUUUCAUUCCGUGCGCCGAGCUGAAGCAAACAGGAAGGUGGCAUGGGGAAAGGUGUGCUCAGGAGUGCAGCCAGGGCCCUGUCCUGGCCCAGGGGCAGCAAGACGACUUGUUCGGCCGAGGUGCCGGAGGACGUGAAGGAGGGGGAAUUUGCAGUGGUGGCGGUGUGGAAUGAGGAGGCAACCAGGUUUGUGGCCUCACUCAGCUGCCUGUCAAAUCCUGUGUUUCUGAGGCUGCUGGAGCUGGCAGAGGAAGAGUUUGGGUUUCAGCAAGAAGGGGCACUGACUGUUCCUUGCAAGCCUUCAGAGCUGGAGAGGAUCAUCAAGGGGAUUAAGAAUUUUUAGUUUUUUUGUUUUGUUUUGUCUUAUCUUUGAUUUUGUGUGUCUUGUGUUUAGGGUUGUUUGGUUAGAAUUGACGGGAGAUUACUUGUAGAACUGUAAUAUGAAAAUUGAUCAUGACUUUGUAGUUCUCUGUUUCAUUUCAGGUGUUUUAAUUUG